Naumovozyma castellii is the source of this 5652-nucleotide messenger RNA. RefSeq names its product DNA-binding protein RIF1 (gene RIF1). The transcript has a single exon. Bases 1 to 5652 code for a protein of 1883 amino acids. Lineage: Eukaryota; Fungi; Ascomycota; Saccharomycetes; Saccharomycetales; Saccharomycetaceae. The record is from RefSeq and is a predicted model, not a curated record.
AUGUCUGAUACCCCAACCAAAAAUACUUCCAACAAGAAAAGUGAUCGCGCUAUUGACUUAUUAAAUAAACAAUUAAAAUUAAAGAAUUCACGAUCAUCACCGAUUAUACCGCUACAAUGGUUCAAUUCGCAAGUAUCUCAACAGGAGUCGUCAUUUAAUCCGAAUGAACUGUCACCUACUCCCAAAAGAAGGAAGCUAAAUAACAAAAGGCCGGCAACGGAAAAGAGUUUCAAGAAGAACGCGAUAAAUCUGGAAGAAACUCCAAUAUUAAUGGCACCCAAGUCAAUAAGUGACACUAGAUUCGAUGAUCCAAUCAGUAAUUCAUCACCUAUACGAAAAGCUGUGGCAUUUUCUGAUAAAGUUGAGUCAUCACCAACACAACAAUCACCAAUGCCAGAUUCAUCACCAAGACGUCCACCUUCUUCUGCAACAAAACCUCCGGGAAAAUCUAUAUUGAGAAAUCCUGACUUCAUUACCAAUAGGACGAAAAGUGAUCUCCUUUCUAAUAAAGAUAAACUUGUUGAUUCAAUGUCACCUCUUCAAUUGGAUCCUGGAAAUAUUGAAUAUUGGGUAAGCGGUGAAAUCCAUAGUUUAUUUAACAACGAAAAUGUAAAAGAAUUUGAAGGUAUUAUAAUAGGAGGUAUACAUAUAUUGCAGUUGGAAAAUGUCGAAAAUAGUAGCAAUAGACGGUUUGAAAUAUAUGCUACUUUCAAUAAUAUCAUUCCUAUACUACCCACAGACAAGGAUAUUGACCCCAUAACAGAGAAUAAGGUAAAAGUAAUAGUCAAUAACUUGCCGGAAUUGAUAAAAGUGGCUACUUUGAAUUUGCAAGAGGAACAAACAGAAUUACUGAAAUCGCAUAACAAGAAAAAUCCUUUCAUUACUAGACUAUACGUUCAAAUUGUCAGAUUUUUUGGAUCAAUUCUGUCCAAUUUUAUGAUUAUAAAACGCAUAUCUACGGAUCCAGAACUACAAAAGGAACUAAGAAUAAUUUACAAGAUAUCUGUGGAGGCACUCUCAAAUGAAUAUGUAAACAAAAUGAUGAUAAUAUCACAAUUGACAUUUUUAAGAGAUGAAAAGUUCUCCAGACGUUAUUUACCCAUGAGCGAAAUAACAAAGAUGAUAAAUGUAAUAACUCAGGUAAAAGAUAUGGCAAGUACAAACCUGAUUUGUGAAAAAUUAUAUCUGGUGAAAUGCUUUCUUGAUAAAUUUCCAGUAUUAAUGAUCGACGAGAUUAAAGUUUGGCUUCCCGGUGAAGUAUUACCAAGAAUUUUACUUAUGGAAGAGGAGAAUAACCACUCGGCUAAAAUUAUUGUUACAGCCAUUUCAAUCAUAUUGGAUUUGUUAAAGAAAUGCCUGGAUGUAGAGAAGGGACAUAAAGAUAUAUACCAAUGCGUUGAGAUUGAUAAAGUCAAAGAUGUGAUACCGAGGAAAUUCUUAUCAAGGAUAGAAUUAAGCUUGAAGGAAAUCGAAAACGUUGGAGAAAAGACUCUGGGAACUUUAAUAAGAAAUCAAAUUAAAUACUUGAUACUAGUUAAGAAGGAGUAUAAACUGGCCAUGGACUUGUGGAUUGGUAUGGUUGGCCUCCUUUUCAAUAAUGCCAACAGUUUAGAAAUGCUAACUAAGGAGAAUGCAGAAACUGAUGCGAAUCGUUCAGACACUUGGAUUGACUUAAACAAAUUGUGCUAUAACAAAGGAACUGGAAAAGUAAAGUAUUUUUCUUCAAAAGUGUGGAGAAUUCUAUUUUAUUGUGUUUCAAAACAUCUUGACGAAUUCAAUGAAACCAGUAAGCCGAUGGUUUUGGAUUUGCUAAAGACUCCUUUCGAUAUGUCACGGCCAUAUAUUAAUGACUCCGACGUAUCGAAGGCAUUGUUAUAUUGUUUGAGGGGAUUAGUAUAUGCAAAUUUGUGUGGACCUGCCCAAUCAUCCAAAGAGAGCCUUUCCCUCUUUAUCUCUAACUUAUUAAAACCAAUUCUCAUUGGCAUCAUAUUAGUAAAUCAACACUUGCACCACGAGGUGGUAAGUGUGCUCCUAAGAUUAUUGGGAAAACCUCUUCCCGAGACAAGAUCACCAGAGAAGGGAAAUAGGAAUGGACUUCGACCUGCACCUAUUAAAGUUAUUGCAUCUACUGGUAUCGCAACGAAUGAUAUUUCAAAAAUGACAAAUCAUCUCAUCAAGCAAUUAUAUUACCCAUUAUCAGAUCUUAUAUUUUCCAUACUGAGGAAACACAUCCUAAAACCUCAACCCAGCUCAGAAUUGCUGAUAUCUUUGUUAAAUAAUACACCAUUGGAAUUGAAAACGGUAAGUUACUUAGAAGAAGUUAACCAGGUAAUGAUUGAUAUCCUAAAAACUAGUGAUGACCAUACAGAAAUUUCCCUCUUAUUCCAGACUUAUACACAUGUAGUCGUUACUAUAUUCCCCAAUCUGCUUCUCAACAAAGAAACCAAUUACCUUGAAGAUUACUUAAAAUUAUUUGAACCUUUUUGGGGUGAUGUUAAGGAAAUGCUAUUGGAUGUUCUCAAGGACUUCCUAAGAGAAAAAAAGUUGGCAGGUUGGGAGUUUUAUAUGAUGGGAAUCUUUUUGAAAACAAAAGACACUCUUUCUCAUUUAUAUGUGGAGAAUUGGAUUGGGUCGACGUUACUAUCUCCUACUAUGUCCUAUACAUCUUUUCUCGACUUAGCUAACAUUAUUAACCAAAUAACAACAGAUCAAGUCAUGGAGAAUUUUUUAGACUUAUGUUCGAAAAUGAGUCUCUCAAUAAAUUACCCACAGUUGCUAAACUUAAAACAAUACAAUGAUAAAAAUCUUUCCUUUUUUAUCAAGACAUACUUAUCGAAGAACUCAAACGCCUUAGACAACAACAUGUCUCAGUUCCUUAUCGAGAUUCUUUCUGAAAAUAGAACGUCAUCGGUACCUCGUAUCCUACUCCCUCUACUUAUAGAUAUUAAAAGGUAUGAUAUUAUAAAGACAAGUAUCGAGCAAAGACCCUUAAUUUUAUCGAUAGUUUCGGAUCCUAUUCUAUUGCAUUUGAAAGAUAUCCUUCCAACCUCAAAAAUGUCGUAUCUAAUAAUAAAUAUUGGUCUUUUUCCGCAGCUGAUUCAAUAUGGGAUAAUUCAAUGGGUUUUAGAAAAGGAUGAGACAGCGUUACUUCUCAGUAAUUAUGCAACUAUCGAAACCAUUCUUUUCGUCGACAAACCAACAGAUACAAGUGUCAAUGAAGAAAGAAAGAAACUCAUUCAACAUAUUCUCCAUUACCUCUUCGAGAACAGGAGAUGGGUACUUUUAAGUAAUUUAAUUGAUAGUUGUUUGUCAAACUCUCAAACAGAUUAUAUUAUUUCUUUAUUUUCUGGUGGAAAUGCUACCGAGUUACAAAAUAUUUUACCACAAACACUGGCCAAUAUGAUUAAUAGAUGUGGUUCAUUAAAUCCCUCGCUGAUAGAUACAUUGAAACAAAAUUAUUCUUUACAAAAGGCAGAUUAUAUAAUUACCUUAAUCUCAGAACUAGUUGAAUGCGGAAAAACACAAGCACUAAUUUUGAGCAAACAAGACAUGCUUUUAUUUAUCAUUGACUCUGAGAAUGCCUUAAGACCAGUGGACCAAAGAAGAAUUCUUGAAUUAAUGCCAAGGUUCAUUCAAUCUCUUCAAAACAAGAGUGAAAAGACGUUUAUCGAUUUUUUGAAGAUGCUCUUCAAUUUAUUACCGGAACAUUCAAAUCAAUAUCUUUUGAACCUGGUUCAGUUGUUUAAAGAAAGUUUACCAUCUUCUUUUAAGAAUAGUAAAAGUAGAAGGGAAAUGGGACGACUAAAUAAAAAUUUUCAACGUUGGAAGGACGAAACAAAGUCAAUAGAACCAACCAGCGGCGAGCAAGCAAUAUCCUCUGAAAGCACUAUGAGUACGCCGGAAGGAUUUGAUAAGUCGACAAAAUCACAGAAUUCUUCAUCAAAUGAUAAUGCCGAAAUUCAAGUUCCGGCGACUCAAUUGAAGCAAGAUAAUGAUGUUACGACGGGAACUACGACAGCAAAGAGUGCGUACAGUUAUCAAUUUAAAUCAAGCACCGAAGAUGAAUCAACUGAUGUCCUCAGCCAAAAAUCGACUGGAAUUAUUAAAUCCCCUGAAGAAUUAAUUCAGCCAACUAAAAAUACUCAUUAUCAAGAAGAAAAGGCGCCUCUUGUUUCCCAGGAGUUACCUAGCUACAGGUCAUCUCAAGACCCAAGAUCUACGCAAGAGGGAAAGAUAACAAAUGGAGACGGAACAGCGAUACCAGAUUCUUCAAUUAUUGGAACAUUAGAAGAAGUUGAUAAACAAAUUGCAAAAGAACCAGUCACCCAAUCUACAGGAUGUGGACAACUUGAAAAUCAUACAAACAUAGUCGGAGAAAGUUCAGAUCUACCAGAAGUUCUUGAGGAUGAAAAUGCCGGAAGUAUCAUAAAGGAUGAUUUACUUUCAACAGAGAACAGGAAUGAUACAGAAAUUGGGAACGAAUUAGUUGUUGCGGAGCCAACCCCGACUGUUGUGGAAGCUAAAAUUGCUACUGUAUCUGAGCAGGUUAUACCUAUGACACCAUCCAAAACAAAUCCCCAAACCGACGCAGAAACUCCAUUUCAGACACCUCGUUCCUCAUUAGGUGUCGAACCACAUGCCAGUGAAAAGGAUGCUGCAAAGACGAUUGACUCUGACGACAAAACAAAUGGUUUUGAGGAGAGAUUGCCUACGAACCAGACUUCACAAGAAGUUGUCACUGACCUUGGAGGUGAACGAGGGAGUCCGCACGCCAAAUCAGUAAAAUCUAAUGAUUCAAUCAUAGUACAGUCUAAGCGUGCGAAUAAGAACAAUACGAAUGAGGAGCCUAAUGAUAUCGAAUGUGUGGAAGGUAAAAGCGGACAAGCUACAGGACAGUCUUUCAAGGCAAAUCCUUCCAAAAGCAGUGCAGACUCGGAUAAACCAACGAAUCUCGACACGAAGGAGAUGGAAGAGGAUAAUCUGAAGUCUCGAAAUGAAUUGCGUACGGCUUUAGAUGAGAAGGAAACAAAAUCACGAACCUAUAUCGAAGGAGAAGAAGAUAAGGGAGAAGAUGAUUUUGCGCCAGUAAAUACUGCUCAACAAGACCCUUUUUUAGAGGCAAUGGAGAAAGAAGUGUCUCAAACUGAGGUCAUCUUGAAAUCUUCUCCAAUUGCAAAGAACAAAAGACCUACUUCAUCAAUGCAUGAAAUUAACAUACCCAUCUUCAAUACUUUAAAGUUGACAGAUCCUUCCUGGAAAGAGAGAUCAAGAACUCAGCAAGAAAGUACGACCAGAAUGGGCCAACAAAAACAAAUUGAUUCUUCUCAAGUUACUAGCACCAGGUCCGAUAAACAAGAUGUUAUACCCUCACAUCUAGAGGUAGAUCUUCAUUCAUCCUUCCCCUAUGGUACUCCCGGUAAUGGGAUUGAUGAUGAUAUGGACAUUAACUCCAGGGAAACGACACCAUCACUAAGAAUGUUCUUCCCAUCUAGGAAAACACGUAGAUUAGUCUCACGGUUGAGAAAUUUUGAUCCAUCCGAGCUUUCUACUUUACCUACUGAAGAAAGAAGAAAUUUACGAAUUGAACUACUAGAUUUUCUGAUGAAGUUAGAAUAUUACACUGGCGAUGAUGCUGAUAAACGAGAAAUAUAA